CUGAUGUCAUUCGGAUGGAAAUUCUGUUGUGUCUGUGGUCGCGAAAAAAAGCAUUUUUGUGCCGUGAAUAACUUUGUUUUUUCUGCUAUACUACAUUCGAUUGUGCUAAAUUUAGCCAAAUAAACAGUGUGAUAUUAAUAACUCGAAUUGUGGAAAAGCGUCAGUGCAAUCACGGGAUCCUGCUUUUUUAAAUGCUAAUAAAUAAUCCUUAAAAAUGUGCCAUCGGAUUUUGUUCGAGUGAAAAAAAGGUUGCUACCAGUCCCAGAUUGGAAAAAGAUUAAACUGGGUGUGGGAGAUUGUGAGACCGCUUGCGUCAUCGAUCGCGCUUUUCCAGUAGCCGUUUACGACUACUGAAAACCCAGAGAAGAAAGAUUGUGACGAUGAAGAUCAACGAGAAGAAUUUGUGCAUGUUUGCCACAACGCCUCCGGUCGAUCUGGAGGGGUGGCUGAACAAGCGGGGCGAAAUCAACAAGAGCUGGCAACGGCGCUGGUUCGUGCUCAAGGGCAACCUGCUGUUCUACUUCGAGCGCAAGGGCGACCGGGAACCGCUCGGGAUGAUCAUCCUGGAGGGAUGCACCGUCGAGCUCGCUGAAGAAGGCGAACAGUACUGCUUCCAGAUAAUGUUCCACGGUCCCAACAAUCGAACCUACUUCCUGAGCACCGAAUCCCAAAGCAACAUGGAACAGUGGAUGAAGGCACUGACCUGUGCCGGCUACGACUAUAUGAAGCUGAUGGUUGCUGAGCUACAACGACAACUGGACGAAAUCGAAGGCUGCAAGGAGCAAAUCCCGGAGCAGAAUGUGUUGCUGACGACGGUUCCACCACGGGCACCACCCCGACGACAGAAUCCCUUCAACCGGCCAGCACCUCCAACGGAAUUUGCCUCCAAUGCCGCACUGGACGUAAGCACCGACUUUCCGACGGCUACUUUCACAGGUAAAACAACUCCUAGCAGCAGCGCACUAGUAUCACCGCAGGUCACCCGCAAGGCACCAGCUCCCCCACCUAGUGCCAGUAGCAGCAGCAGCACAACGACACCGGCGGCACCGCAAUCACAUUUAAAGAGCCCCUCGGUCGCAGAGAGUACCUCGGCAUUACCCGGCGGCACCGGAUUGUCCCGUUCUGCAAGUGGUGCUUCCGCUCGGAGUGGCCACAGCAAUAAUAGCGCCGGUAGCCAGAACAUGGUUUUGAACGUAGACUUGCUGGCCAUCAGUAGUGGUGUGGAUGAGUUUGGCUUUGACCGGAUGCAUCAGCUGCUCGGUGCUCCGGUGCUAGCAGAUUUACACGCUAGAAAGAUGACAAUGGAGCAGGGCGACCAACCGUUGAUCAUGUUCUAGGAAAGCUUCUCUGAGUUAUUAUUUCUUUAAUGUUUAAUUUAUCUGAAACUUACGCUUAUCGAUUAUAGAGCUUGUGAUGUGCGCUACCUGCGCGGCAGGGCAGUACGAACAUUUCUUUUUUACAAAUUUUAGCUAAAUUAGUCCGAAAGUAUGCCGCUAGAAAUAUGUUUUGAGCAUAUUGCCGUUGGCUCAGCCUGUAUACUUCGUUAAAAUUAUGAAUCGAAAACACACUGCUCGUUUUGCAAAUGUAUGUACCUAGUUGUUAUAUCAAAUGUUCCAUUUUUAGCAUACCUCAAGUAGAAAUGGUAGACGAAAUGAACAUCUUGACAAACCUGAAUGUGUACUUGGUCGCAAAUUACCAUUUUUUGAAAAUUUUCCGGAUCAAUUUUUAGUCCGAACGGUAUUUUUACAAAUUUAAUAUGCCUGACAUGUUGUUUCGUUUGUUCAAGAAAAAUGUUUUGGUAAAUUAUGUCGGCGUCUCCCAUCUGUCCCAGUCCGUCGAGCACUAUCUUAACGCUUCCUCCCUCUGGUGCUUCAGAACUCUCGGGCUCUGUUGCCGCUAUCCUGUUCUAAGCUAUGCUAAGCUCGUGUAAAGUUUCCUCUUCUGCCCCUCGUUCUGUUUUUCCUUUCCGGGUCAGACAGGUAGCUUAUAAACCCAUAAAAAAAAAUAUGUCGGCGUCUCUGUCUCGACAUAGCUUUAAAUAUGCGAGCUUUGAAUAAACGAGGAUAGUUAAUUGGCGAUUCUACCAGAUUAGCUCUUUACCAUUUUGUCAAACCUGAAUACUUUACAGGAAAAAUCAUGAUCCUUUGAAAAUUGCCUGUAGGCAUGUUUGGUCCGAAAGGUAUUUUCUUAACUUAAAAUGUCGGCCGUUUAAGUUUACUGAUAAAUAUUUUUUCUGUUCGAUUAUGAAUCCAAACGCUGUGGAAAGUGAUUUUUUUUGACAAAAAUGCCUGGACCAAUUUUUACUUCAAAAGGUAUAUUCUUAAAUUAAAAACGUCUAGUCUACUAAAGAACAAUUUUUUGCUUUAUUAUAUUGGAACCUUUCUCAAAAAAGCUUUGUUUGUAAGCGAGGUUUGUAAGAUUCCAGUCCAGAAUGAUUCAUAGGCGAUCCUACCAAAUGUGCUGCAUACGGAAUUUUACAAAUAGGAAUAAUUUUCAAAAAAUUAUCAUCCUUUGAAAAUUUCCGGGUUCAUCUUUUUGUCCUAAGGGUGUUUGCUAAAUUCAAAAAUAUCUAUCACGUGUUAUGAAUUUGCUUAUGAACAAUUCUCUGUUCGAUAAUGUUGAAAUUUUUACCGAACAAGAUUGAAAUACGCAAGGAUUGCAAAACUCUACUCAGAAUGGCUAAUUGGCGAUUCUGCCAAAUGCGCUGCCUACCGGUUUUGACAAAUCUGAAUACUUUCUAGAAUGUCAUCAUCUUUUGAAAAUUGCCCGGACCAUUUUUUGGGGCAAAGGGUUUUUUUAAAUGAAAAAAAGCCUUGAAAUGAGGUACUUUGAGAAUAAUUUUUAUUCGAGGAAAUAACCUUCAGGCCAAAAAUUGAACCGUGCAGCUUUCAAAAAAUGAUGAUUUUCUACUGAGCUUGUAUUCGUUUUUGUCAAUGACGGUAGACGAAGUAUUUGGUGGGAGCUUCAGUUUUACCAUCCAAGUCUAGAAACUUGUUGAAAUAGCAAUCAUCGGCAUACUACCAAAUGAGCUGUCUACGGUUCCUUGACACACCUGAAUACUUGGUAGAAAAAUCACCGUUAGAAAAUUGCCAGGACCCAUUUUUGGUCCAAAAGGUAUUUUCUCGAAUUAAAAAUGUCUUUCAUAUGGUACGUUGGAGUUUACUGAUGGACAAUUUAAUGGGAAAAUAUAAGAAGUUUUCUCGAAAAACUUCUAUUAGCGAAGUUUGGAAAUGUCCAAUUGUGUUAGGAUUGCGAGACUCUACUCAGGAUGGCUAAUUGGCGAUUCUGCAAAUGCGCUGUCUACCGGUAUUGACUAAUCUUUAUACUGUAUAGAAAGUCAUCAUACUUGGAAAAUUGCCCGGACCAUUUUUUGGGUCAAAGGGUUUUUCUCGAAUCAAAAGUGUCUUGAAAUGAGGUACUUUGAGAACACUUCUUAUUCGAGGAAAUGCCCUUUGGGCCAAAAAUUGAACCGUGCAGCUUUCAAAGGGUGAUGACUUUCUACUGAGCUUGUAUUUCUUUUUGUCAAUGACGGUAAACAAAUCAUUUGGAGGGAGCUUCAGUUUUACCAUCCCGGGCUAGAAACUUGUGAAAAUUUCAUUAAUUGGCGAUACUAUUAAAUGAGCUGUUUUUUGCUCUAGACACACCUGAAUACUUGUAGAAAAAUCACUGUUAGAAAAUUGCCCAGAACCAUUUUUGUUCCAAAAGGUAUUGUCUCGAAAUAAAAAUGUCUUUCAUAUGGUACGCUGGAGUGUACUGAUGGAUAAUCUUAUGGGGAAAUAUAAGAAAGUUUUCUCGGAAAACUUUCAUAAGCGAAGUUUGAAAAUGUCCAAUUAAGUUAAAGUUGCAAAACUCCACUCAGGAUGGCUAAUUGGCGAUUCUGCUAAAUGCGCUGCCUACCGGUUUUGACAAAUCUGAAUACUUUCUAGAAUGUCAUCAUCCUUUGAAAAUUGCCUGGACCAAGUUUUGAGCCAAAGGGUUUGCUCGAACCAAAAAUGUCUUGAAAUGAGGUACUUUGAGAACAUUUCUUGUUCGAGGAAAUGCCGUUUGGCCAAUAAUUGAACCGUGCAGCUUUCAAAGGGUGAUGACUUUCUACUGAGCUUGUAUUUCUUUUUGUCAAUGACGGUGGACAAAUCAUUCGGCAGGAGCUUCAGUUUUACCAUCCUGGUCUAGAAACUUGUAAAAUUUCCAUUAAUCGCUAUUUUUUGCUCCUUGACACACCUGAAUACUUGUAGAAAAAUCACUGUUAGAAAAUUGCCAAAUUGGUCCAAGAGGUAUUCUCUCGAAUUAAAAAUGUCUUUCAUAUGGUACGUUGGAGUAUACUGAUGGACAAUCUAAUGGGAGAAUAUAACAAGUUUUUCUCGGAAAAAUUUUUAAAAGUGAAGUUUGGAAAUGUCCAAUUGUGUUAUAGAACUGCAAGACUCUACUCAGGAUGGCAGGCGAUUCUGCCAAAUGCGCUGUCUACCGGUUUUGACAAAUCUAAAUACUUUAUAGAAUGUCAUCAUCCUUUGAAAAUAGCCUGGACCAAUUUUUGGGCUAGAGAGUUUUUCUCGAAUCAAAAAUGUCUUGAAAUGAGGUACUUUGAGCACGUUUAUUAUUCGAGGAAAUGCCCUUUGGGCCAUAAAUUGAACCGUGCAGCGUUCAAAUGGUGAUGACUUUCUACUCAGCUUGUGUUCCUUUUUGUCAAUGGCGGUAGACAAAUCAUUUGGCAAGAGCUCCAGUUUUACCAUCCCGGUCUAGAAUCUUGUAAAAAUCGCAUGAGCUGUCUACCGCUCCUUGACUCACCUGAAUACUCAGUAGAAAAAUCACCGUUAGAAAAUUGCCCGGACCCAUUUUUGGUCCAAAAGGUAUUCUCUCGAAUUAGAAAUGUCUUUCAUGUGAUACGUUGGAGUUUACUGAUAGACAAUCUAAUGGGAAAACAUAAGAAGUUUUUCUCGGAACAGAUUCUAUAAACGAUGUUUGGAAAUGGCCAAUCAGGUUAAUUGAUUGGCGAUCCUGCCAAAUGCGCACAAAUGUGAACAUUUUGAAAUCCGAAUGAUAAGCGUGUAUUUCUUCAACGUUAUUUUAUGUUACGCAACAUAAGCUUCGAUGGAUAAAAUAACGAAAUAUCAUAGAGUUGAUUCUUCCGGAAAAAAAAUAAAUCAGAUAGAAUUCACCAUUUCUUGUGAAAAGUUACGACUGAUUUCCAAUACAUAACAUUUCACUGGAGGUUUGUCAAGAUGUUCGUAUUCCAAGGUCAAAAGAGAAAAUUCACUGCAUUUAAAUCUGUCAUCAACACUCUACAUUACACCGGUAUCGGUAAAUCUCGAAUAAGCAGUAUCAGAAAAUCACUAGCAUCACCAAUUAAUAGCUGUAAGGAAAAAGUAUAAACAUUUAUCAUCAAUACAUUCAAAUGGAAAUGACUCGCAAAGUGCUGAUCCCGGAAACAAUGCGAAUUAAUCAUAACAAUCAAUCAUCUAACAAUUGUGACUACCUUCCUACAUAUCUUGCUAAUCAUCAUAUGUUGCUCAAGUCUUUACCCUAAGCUCGUUCCAUGUUCUUCCGGUCUAAAAUCAACUAUUUAUUGGAUGUGCUCACCCUAUUAUCUGUGCAUGUGCCGUAUUCGUCCAUUGGCAUACAAUAUGCUGCAAUUUGAUUGAGGUGGUUUGCUACUUGCUAUCGAUCUUAAAAUCAUUGUUUUUCGUCAAAUAGAAGGCCAAAGCAUAACUCAUCCAGUUUGACGCUAUCAAUCUUGACCCGCAAUCGUGAUACGUUCCAAUCAUUGUUUCAAGCCAUAGCCAUCACGCUCUCACAAACACACCAUUUGUUUUUAUUCAAUGUUCUAUAUUCUUCUGGAUUUCCCCUUUCUCUGGUUCGUACGCUUUUCUGCCUGAAUCGUCCACAUUCCACGUCGCCCGUGUGUUUGUGUGUAACAUUUUCCGGGGGCAAACGGCCAAGCAGCAAGGAGACACCGCAAGCGCAAACCACUAGAAUCACAUUUUUGAGGGCAGCAGCAUGGAUCCGCCACUCCCGUAUACAGUAGUCUUACCAUUUCGAUCAAAGCUUUUUAUUGUGCUGAUGCAAGGGAUGUGACUCGAAGAAGAAACAAAAUUGAAAUAAAUAUAUGCAAAGUUCGUAGAACUCGCGCAGUGCCAACAAACAACCUUGAGAUAAGCCAAAUCGAGCGAAUUUUUUAAACCGAUAGACAUUAUUACUAUUAUUACUAUUGUAGCUAAACUGAGUCAAAAGAGAACCCUCUUAUGCGGUCAUCAUUAGUGUUAGUUCGCUUAACGUUAGUUGUAAGAUUUCUUUUAAUCUGUAAAUAUAUGAAUCCCUCGAAAUCCA
Molecule: messenger RNA, 6321 nt
Organism: Uranotaenia lowii
Lineage: Eukaryota; Metazoa; Arthropoda; Insecta; Diptera; Culicidae
Gene: IPIP
Product: sesquipedalian-1
Exons: 3
Coding region: 381-1337 (318 amino acids)
Biological process (GO): endosome organization; receptor recycling; retrograde transport, endosome to Golgi
Cellular component (GO): trans-Golgi network; early endosome; recycling endosome
Source: RefSeq, a predicted model, not a curated record